AUGCUCUUGGUGGUCUCGAUAUCGCGCCUCAUGCUGCUGUGGAGGAACGCAUGCCGCAAGCUGGGCGUGACGCGAUGGCCAUACGAGAGAGUGCGAGUCUCUCAGCCUGCAGGCUCCUCUAGGCUCGGGCGCUUGUCAGUGUCCGAUGCGUACGCCACCAGCCCCUCCAGCCAGUCCCGCAUCCUCCUGCCGAACGAGCCGUCUCAGCCCUCCGCAUCCAGCCGCGCUGGCAUGUUGUCAGACGGGGCAGAGCUCGAUCGAGGCUUCAUCGAGUGGUACGUCGCACAAGAGGACGACGAGGAAGACGGGAGGAAGAGGCUCUACAAGACACGGCCGAGAUCAGCUGGAGACAGGACAAGCAAGAGACGAGCUGGAGAGAAGCCGGAGACAGACCUCUGGGCUCAUGGAGGAGGGUUUGGGGAUGUCAGUGUGUGA
Guillardia theta CCMP2712 is the source of this 435-nucleotide messenger RNA. RefSeq lists its product as hypothetical. Bases 1 to 435 code for a protein of 144 amino acids. The record is from RefSeq and is a predicted model, not a curated record. NCBI's taxonomy places the organism in Eukaryota, Cryptophyceae, Pyrenomonadales, Geminigeraceae. The transcript has 3 exons.